AGACAGACUGGAGAGGGUUCCAAGGAGGGCCGGGAUGAUGGUCAAAGGGCUGGAGAACCUUCCGUAGGAGAAAAGACUGGAGGAGUUGUGUCUUCUCCCUGGAGAGCAGAAGGUUUUGGGGGGGACCUCAUCACAGUAGUCCGGUACUCAAAGGGUGGAGGCUUUCAGGGAGCCACGUGGAGAAGACAAGGGGCAAUGGGUACAAGUUGCACUGGGAGAGGUUUCAUCUCCACUUAGGUUGUACAGCGAGACCAGUUGUUAACUGGAAGAACCUCUCUGGGGACCUGGUGGAGUCCCCAGUGCUGGAGGUUCUCAAGAUGAACCUGGGUGGGGAGUGAGAUAAUCCCACCAAGGGUCCCUUCUCCACGGAAGUUUGAAGCUGGAUCUUUCCAGGACCAACCUGAGCUCUCCUACGGGUCUGUGGUUGACAGUGUCCAACCCUGGGGACUUCCCAGGUGCCACCCACCAGCUCUGACCCGGGCACGCUUGUCCCUGCUUGAUUCACACGCUGCUGGGAGAACGUACUCGAUGGCCUCCACCCACCUCUGAACCUGCUGGGUGGUUUUGGGCUUCCCCUUGCUGUGCAUGGCGGUGCAGACCGAGGUUGAACGGAGGGUCAUCUUCUGGGCAGGGUUUCUUGAUGUCCUCCUGGAGGUUCCUGCUUGGCCUCAGAGAGGGCGACCGCCCCCAAAGCUGAUGUUUGGUCAAACCCACCUUGUUUGCCAUGAAGGACAGAUGUCUUCACCGCUCCGCCCAGCCGUAAAACACCCCGGGGGGCUGGAAAGCCCCGGCCGUGGGGCAGGGCGUCGUCUUCAUCCAUCCAGCCCCGUGAGAGAACGGGGGUGAGAAACCCAACGUGGUGUCACCCUACGUCCCCAUCAAACCCGAGUCGGCUCUUCGGUGGUCACCUUGGGGCGUGCCUUGCUGCGGCACGGUGGCUCGCGGUGCCUUCCCACGGGGACCUCUGCGGCGGGGGGGUCCCCAAAUCGCGCGGCCUCCCUUCUGCUGAGCCCCGGAAGCCACCGGGGCUGGGACAGCCGCUGCGGUGGCCUGGAGACCAAAGGGGGAUGGGACUCAUUUCCUGGCUGGAUUCGGCCCAGUGGAAAUUUCCCAGCGGCGCAGGGGGAAGCGUCAACCCGCGGGAACGCCCCGCCGACGGCUUCCAUAAAAGGGCUGCGGGGCACGGCGGGAGGCAGGAGGCAGGAUGAGGCCGUGCCGAGCGGUGCCGGUGCUGCCGCCGCUGCUGCUACUGCUGGGGCUGACCGGAGCCACCACGCCGGGGCCGGAUGGAUCCACGCCGGGGUUGGUGGGAUCCGUCUCACCAUCCGCGCCGGGGCUCUGGGCCGUGAGCUACGGGGACGUCGUCUCGGCGGCCGUGGAGCUGCUCAACGCGAGGGCUGUCAGUCCGUACGUCCUGCGGCUCCGGGAGGCUCAGCCCCGGCCCGGUUGGGCCGAGGACCUGCGGCAGCGGCAGGAGCUGAGCUUCACCGUCGAGGAGACCUUGUGCCGGGCCCCGGGAUCGGCCACCGCCGCUUGCAAGAUCCGCUGGCUCGGGGCGGUGAGUUUGUGCCGGGGCUCCGUCUUCCUCGAGCAGCAGCAGCCCACGGUGGAGCUCUCCUGCGAGAAGGUGCCCGCCACGCUCAGCCGCAUCAGGACGCCCUGGCUCGCCGGCUUUUUCGCCAGGAUCAAGGGGCAUUUCAGGGGUUUCUUCCAGUGCGGGAAGAUCUGGAUCCGCGACAAGCUCAACCUCAAAAAACCCAAACCCUGAGCGGGUGACGCCGUGUGUGUGUGUCCCCCGACUCCGCACACCACCCCCCCAAGCUCUGCUUGCAAUAAACUUC
Grus americana (Whooping crane) is the source of this 1841-nucleotide messenger RNA. Its product is annotated as cathelicidin-B1-like. The transcript is spliced from 4 exons. NCBI's taxonomy places the organism in Eukaryota, Metazoa, Chordata, Aves, Gruiformes, Gruidae. Gene Ontology annotation, cellular component: extracellular region. Gene Ontology annotation, biological process: innate immune response; antimicrobial humoral immune response mediated by antimicrobial peptide; defense response to Gram-negative bacterium. The coding region runs from base 1205 to 1768 and encodes 187 amino acids. Gene Ontology annotation, molecular function: lipopolysaccharide binding. The record is from RefSeq and is a predicted model, not a curated record.